Messenger RNA from Myotis brandtii (Brandt's bat), 1869 nucleotides. It is a transcript of the gene PNLDC1, whose product is annotated as poly(A)-specific ribonuclease (PARN)-like domain containing 1. Gene Ontology annotation, cellular component: cytoplasm; endoplasmic reticulum. The transcript is spliced from 19 exons. The record is from RefSeq and is a predicted model, not a curated record. Gene Ontology annotation, molecular function: poly(A)-specific ribonuclease activity; RNA binding. The coding region runs from base 404 to 1681 and encodes 425 amino acids. Gene Ontology annotation, biological process: nuclear-transcribed mRNA poly(A) tail shortening. Lineage: Eukaryota; Metazoa; Chordata; Mammalia; Chiroptera; Vespertilionidae.
CACACUCAAGGGGCCAAAGAGCCGCAGUUUGCCGACCACGGAGCUAGGGCCUGGGACUCUUGUCUUUUUUGCCUUCCCGGCAGGUCUGGACAUAGAGUUCACGGGCCUUCGCACUAACCUGUCCGGGUCCCAGCAGAUCAGUCUUUUUGACUUGCCAUCGGAGUGGUACCUAAAGACCCGUCGGAGUGUUCAGCAAUUUACAAUCUGUCAGAUUGGACUGUCUGUGUUUUCCAGUGUCGAAGGCGAGUCGAACAAGUACGUAGCCCAUUCCUGUAACUUCUUUCUCUUCCCUACGACGUUUGGGAUUCUGGACUCGGAAUUCUCUUUCCAGGCCUCUAGCGUACAGUUUCUGAAUCAGUAUGGCUUCGACUAUAACAAGUUUCUCAAACAUGGAAUCCCCUACAUGAACGAAGAGCAGGAGAAGCAAAUCAAACACAACAUCCUGACUGGGAACUGGAGAGUCCGCAGACAGGAGGAGAUGUGCUCACAGAGUUCCUGUCUCCUCCUCACUCCACCAGAUGGUGCUUUCUCACCUCGGAGAGCUGAUUCCCUGGACAAAGACCAAAUGAAGGCGGUGAUCGAUGAGGUGACUCGGUGGCUGCACCUGGCGGAGGAAGGCGACUGGAUGACGCUCCCCGGGAUCACUGGCUUCCAGGCCUUCGAGGUCCAGCUGGUGCUGAGGCAGGCCCUCCCGGACAUCUGGACGGUGCUGAGAGACCAGGCGGUGAUAGUGAAGAAAGUGAGCAGGCAGCACCGCUGGUACCUGCAGAACACCUCCUGCGACCGAGAGAGCUGCUGGAAGGAGAAGAUCCUGCUCUCCGCCAGGGGCUUCUCUGUGUUUUUCCAGAUGCUGGUGAAAGCCCAGAAGCCCUUGGUGGGACAUAACAUGAUGAUGGACCUGCUGCAUCUGCAUGAGAAGUUCUUCAGGCCCCUCCCAGAAAGCUACCACCAGUUCAAGCAGAAUAUCCACAGCCUCUUUCCCGUCCUCCUUGACACCAAGAAUGUGACCAAGGACAUAUGGAAGGACCUGAAUUUCCCGAGGGUUUCCAAUCUCUCCGAGGUGUACGAAGUCCUGAACAGUGAGUUGAAUCCCACCAAGGACUCUGGGCCAGUGAUCAUUCACGCCAGCAAGUGCGAGAGAUACGCUGAGACAAAGUACCCCCACGAAGCAGCAUACGACGCCUUCCUCUGCGGAUCAGUUCUUCUGAAGGUGGCGCACUUGCUCCUGUGGAGAGUGCACGGGGCCGGCCCCACCCCGGAGCCCUCCUUCCCCCUGUACCUGGACGUGCUGGCCCCCUACGUGAACCAGGUGAACCUGAUCCGCGCUGGGGUCCCCAAGAUCAACUUCUCUGGCCCAGAUUAUCCCAGUAUCCGGCCCCCCAUCCUCAUCCUCAGCGUCCGGAGGUGGCCAGGGGUCACCGAGCAGCAGAUCUAUCGCGAGUUCCAGAGUCUCUGCAAAUUUGACGUCCGGCGACUCACACGGAACCAGUUCCUGCUCUUGACCAACAAGUUCAAGGACGCCCGGAGCAUCCUGAAGGAGUACCGGGGCCACCCCACGCUGCAGGUGUCGCUGUACCGGUACUGGAGGCACUCCCCGGACGUCCACUGCCUGCUGCAAGUCUGUGGCAUAGUCACCGCCUGGGCCCUUCUCACGUUUCUCCUGGGGCGACCUGGCCCCUGACGCUGCCCGAGCCCUGCUGCUCCUGUCCGCGCCUCUCCGGGAGGCCAGCCCGUUUGUGUUCGUGUGAAUCGUAUUCUACUUGCCAAUGGACCUGCCUGGUCAUUGCGAGGGAUUUCGUUAUGUUUUGAGCGAGAAAUUCUGUAAAUGUUAUCAAUGAUACAGACAUCCUUGGGCGGCUCUCCCUCCGG